Molecule: messenger RNA, 912 nt
Organism: Nematostella vectensis (starlet sea anemone)
Lineage: Eukaryota; Metazoa; Cnidaria; Anthozoa; Actiniaria; Edwardsiidae
Exons: 3
Coding region: 1-846 (281 amino acids)
Source: RefSeq, a predicted model, not a curated record
AUGCUCAUAGAUCGAGUUACUAUCAGACUAUCGUCAAUAUUAACGAAUACAUCAACUCCAACUACUUCUCUUCUAGUCAAUUUAGGCAGUUGCAGUUGCGAGUUUUCUUUCGCCCUCCGCACACAUUUAGUAUGUUUCGAGGAAGAAAUCUUCAACCUAUUUUACCACACAGCACAGUGGAGUUUCGAAAAAAUAGAAUUGUUCGACUGCCUCCAAUCUUACAGUUCAGGAGAGCGAGAGAAAUUCCUACACAAGUUCAUCCCCCGCGAAAAACAGACGGAAUUCGUCAAUAUUUCAAUCCACGACGAGAAUGUCCAAAUCUCAAUCAAAAAGAAACGAGAGAAAUUCCUUCGCGCACAUAUCAAAGUCGAGGAGAACAGAGUUCCAACUCAAAUAUGUCCACAGCGAGCAACGCAUGAAAAUCCCAAAGACCAAAAUCAGCGGAGAGUUAGGGAAUGUCCGCACCCGGCAAACCGAGAAUUUGUAGAUGAUGUUAGAUCGUCCGACAAAACAAAAGGUCGGUUAGUAAACGACGGCCGAACUGAUAGACAAUCUAUCAUGCGAGACAAUUCUACCAACCAAGUUAGCAGAAAACUAGCAAAUGGAAUUCCUAGUGAUAUGCACAGUGAUUGUCAUUCUCGUGCCAGUGGCAACAAGAUAUUCAAAAGAGAAAGCCAAAGUGCAGAACGGACACAAACUGACAUGUUAUCAGGACCUCGGGGAACGGAAAAAAUACGGAAUGCACCGGGUAAGAGGAAUAUAAGCCAACACACAGGAACUACGUACAGAGAGAAAGGGAAACAACACGAGACAAUUUUCAAACACCAAACAAAUGAUGACCAGUAACGCUAACAUAGAUGAAACACCAGGUGAAAUAGAGAAGGUACCAGGUGAAAUAGGGAAGGUACCAGA